Molecule: messenger RNA, 774 nt
Organism: Nelumbo nucifera (sacred lotus)
Lineage: Eukaryota; Viridiplantae; Streptophyta; Magnoliopsida; Proteales; Nelumbonaceae
Source: RefSeq, a predicted model, not a curated record
UUUGAAACACAGAUCAUGUUUCAUGAAGAAUCAUGAUAUGAUCAUCACUCGUCUGGCUUCAGGGCUAGUUGUUCAGUUUUGGUGUAGUUACAACACUGUACCCCUAAACGUUAUCAUUACACAGAUGGGAUCCAAGUUUAAGAGAGCCUUGAUUGCAGAGAGAGUUAGAGAGUCCCUUCAUAGCUGGUGUAAGAGAGUGAAGGAGAAAUCCAAGCAUGAUUCUUUGCAUUCUCGUCCCGGAACAGCACGAUCUACAUGUUCUCUUGAAUCAGCUAUAGAUGAGAGGGAUGAAAUAACAGUUGCCUCUGGAACUUUAUCUCGGUGCUCUUCUGCAGCCUCACUAAAUCAGCUCACCAUAACAUCUGUAGAUGAGCUGCCUAUAACAUCUGCAGAUGAAAUAGUUUUCAACAGCUCUGAUGAGCCCCAAUAUGACCAAUCUUUCCGUGCUUCAAACCAUUCAUCUAGAUUCCGAAGUAAUGAAUUAUCACAGCCUCCAUCAUAUGGCAUAGAUGAUAUCUCCAGUCAAGAGCUAGGUAAGGUUUAUACUCUUCUAGAGUUGUUUCGGAAGACCUGACAGAUUUAGGUGCUAUUUGGAUAGACUUUUAUGCUUUUGAAAUUCAAAGUAGCAUGCAUUUUUGCUUUUACUGUGUGUAUCUUCUGCUGUGAAAUGGAUUGUGCAAAAUGUAUUUUCACAGCAUGCUUUUUGUACUAGAAAGAAAAAUUGGCCAUGCGUUUGGGUACAGUAACAAACUUUCGUAGUUUGACAUCAGAGCA